UUGGUGUUCCUAAAUUAUUUAUGUUUUUAAAUCGAAAAAUAGUGUAAUUAUCGAUAAUUUUUACCGCAAAUCAUGAGUAAAACAAUAGUUGAAACUAAAAAAGUUGCUCCGACUGCGGAAGAAAUGUUUUUUAACGAGAAAAUGUUGGAAACAAUGACUCCAGAAGAGAAAACUAGAAACAGGUUGUUGUAUACGUUUUAUGUUAGAUGUACAGAAGACGAUCGUGAAAAAUUAGCGGCAACGACCGAAAAAGAACAAUUUAGAAAACCAUUAAAUGCGGUGCGUACAAAUCCGGCAAGAAAAUCAAAAACCCUUGUAACGACUUAUUAUGAGGAAAAAGAAGGAGAGGAAGAUAGAUAUAUCUUUUGUGAUAACUGUAAUCAGGAAGUACUGGAUUACUGUCAAACUUGCGGUAUGUUGGUGAUGAUAAAAGACGUCCCCGUGCCAAUGGGUAUAACAGAUAGGGCCAAAAAAACUGUUCCUCAUAUCUUUGAAAUUAAAGAGUCCACCAUUCACGGUUUGGGAGUUUUCGCCGCGCGUCAACUCCCUUGCGGUUUACAAUUGGGGCCUUAUGAAGGUACUGUAACAAGGAUACCUAGUACGGGUGGUUAUAGCUGGAAACUAAGAAACGGAAAGUUGGUAGAUGCUGCAGACGAGACUAUUUCGAAUUGGAUGAGAUAUGUAAAUUGUGCCCCGCAUAUGAAAUACCAAAACGUUGUGGCUUUUCAGUACAAAGGUGAACUGUAUUACCGUACAGUGCGGAUUAUUAAAAAAGGUGAAGAACUAUUGGUGUAUUACGGAAAUUCUUUUGCUAAAGAGUUGGGUAUUGAGCCAAAAAAAUAUUUUGAUCCCGCAGUCGAGAUCCAGUUGAAAAAUUCACAUUGUUGCCGUCAUUGCCAUGUUGGAUUGAGUUCCAAAAAAUAUUUAGACGAGCACGAGCGACGUUGCCGUUUCAAAUAUAAAUUAGUGCAUACUGGGGAAAUAUUUUCAUGCCAAUUUUGCAAUGUCGGCAUGAGUACCGACGAUAUGAGGAAUAAUCACGAGAAAUAUUGCAGUCAAAGACCGAUGAAAAAAAAAAUGAAACCUUCCAGUGACGAUGAUUCCAAACGAUACUCUUGUGAACAAUGUGGAUAUAAGUCAAAUAUUAAAGGCAGUAUGAAUAGGCAUAUGAAAAUUCACGAUGAUCAUGCUGAGAAAUUCCAAUGUUAUCAAUGUAAUUUUACGACAAUUUAUAAAGGCCAGUAUUACAUUACCAAAUUUCUUUGCCAAAGAUCUUUCAUCUGGGGACACGGCGGCAGUGCCCCCGCCAAGUCGAGCACAGCCGAAGCGCUCGAAGGCAGGGUUGCCAGAGGAAAUAUGACGCGUGUCGCAGAACUCAAAAGUUUGAGAUAG
Sitophilus oryzae (rice weevil) is the source of this 1392-nucleotide messenger RNA. Its product is annotated as histone-lysine N-methyltransferase PRDM9-like. Bases 73 to 1392 code for a protein of 439 amino acids. Gene Ontology annotation, molecular function: protein binding. The transcript has 7 exons. The record is from RefSeq and is a predicted model, not a curated record. Gene Ontology annotation, cellular component: nucleus. Lineage: Eukaryota; Metazoa; Arthropoda; Insecta; Coleoptera; Curculionidae.